Messenger RNA from Cylicostephanus goldi, 525 nucleotides. The record is from the annotation of a GenBank genome assembly. Lineage: Eukaryota; Metazoa; Nematoda; Chromadorea; Rhabditida; Strongylidae.
GGUUAUUACACUCUUAGCGACCUCAAGGAAGGACCCAUCGAAGUCACUGCUCAGGCUCCUCAUACUUCAUUCAGUGUGGAGAAGUGCAAUCUAAAGUUGCCUCACAUCAAAAUUGAGGAUGUCAAAGUUGAAGGUUUCGAAGUAUGUGGAAGUGUGGAGAAGUCACCAUCGGAAGAAGUAGCUUCAUCGCUUAUAUUGAAACGUAUUGACAACUCUGAGACCUUAUCAAUUCGACCGGGAAUGGAUGGAAAAUUCUGCAAAAUGGUUGCACCAGCGAAGUACACGAUUUCGCCUGCUGAUGCUUCGUCAACAUUGACUCCACGAUCUCUGGACAUUGACACAACUGCGAAAUUCGUUCACGAUCUCCGUUUCACUCAUUUCAAGACUGACGCUGUUGUUUUGGUCACUUGCAUAGGUUCAUGCGAGACCCUCUCUAUCUCAUUGUUGCAUGGAAACACUGUGGUGGACACAGUGAAAGGAAAGGACGAAUCUGUUUUCAGGAAUAUCGGUCCAGGAAAAUACAGA